AUGAGCAUCCUAUCAUCUACUCACCUUCCAUGUUUAUUAGUUGACAACACACUAACAAGUGAUCAAAUGGCUUUCAAGACACAUCUUCCAGUGGUUCAUUUUAUGGGUUCUCGUGUAGGAGGGGAAUUAUUGAGUGGGGGCAUAUCACAAACUGAGCAUUUGUUCUCAAAAUACCCAGAUCUAAUCGCUGUUAUUCCCUUAUGUCCUCGUUUGGGAGAUGGUGAAACUCUCUGGGUGGACCAUGUUCGAGGACCGUUCCUACCUCAAGCUCUUGGGCUUUCUGUGAAAACUGGCUAUCUUUUUGAAAAAGCUGUUAAUUGGAGUCGCUUUAUUUUGUUAAACAGUAAUCAGUAUCCGGCAUGGAUGUCUGAAGUUCAAUAUUCUGCGCAAUGUUUGGUUAGAGAGAUUAUUCUAGUCUCCUCCGGCCUCUUUCCGAACGAAUUAAAGUAUAAUAGUGACCUUAUUCGCCCCAGUCUUUUCAGUCCUUUGUGGUGGGACUAUCUUACUUCCAAACCAGAUGUCCAGUUCCGGUAUGUAACGAAUAGAUCAAUCCAACCAAGUAAUCCAUCAAUUUACCCCCGUAAUACUAAAAUGAAAUGGAUACAAACUAAUACCACUAGUGCUAUGUUAAACUUUGUUGAUAAAUUCGUUUGCGGAAUUAUGUGUGAUAUUCAAAAUACCAUAAAAAUGAUCCAAGUCAAUAAAUCAUCUCGUUGUAAUAUAAACAAACCUGAUUCUUUAUCACAAAGAUCUCAGAAUGCAUAUGAACAUGAAUCACCAGUCCAGUGCACUUUGAAUAUAAUAAACUCUCUAUUAAAUACAAGCAAAAUAAAUAACAAACUAUGCAAUAAUGUUAGUCGAUUUACCACAAAUCGUCCUGAUUCUAGAAAUGUAACCACCAAUUGUUUACCUCAAGCCAACUGUUUUGAACAUCCGGAAGUUGAUAAACCAGUUGUUUAUCAUUAUGCUGAUAACUUAGUAGAAGAAUCUGUAGAAUAUAGUCAACAGUUAUCUGCUUUACAUACUCAUCAUUUGUAUACAUAUGUUGAUAAACUAAUUUCUAAUGCAUUCCGAAAUGCCAACAAAUUAAUGAGUUGGUCGACUCUACUAUCUAAGCAAAUAAUUGAUGAAGUUAAAUAUUCAUGUGUGUCCCGUAAUCAUAAUAAUGAAUCAAAUAUGAUGAAGUCAAUGAUCAGUGAUAUGGCUGUUGAAUUUAAUAAAACAAAUUCUAUCACUAAUGCUGCCGAUAAUCGGUUACAUGAAGAUUACCAUAUAGAUGAAAAAUCUCCACAACUUCAGAUAAAUCAACAGAAUGGUUCUUUAGAGUGUGAGAAGAGAUGUCCCACAGACUAUCUAGAUGAAAACCAGUCCCGUCAACUCCUAAAUAAGUGUCCAUCUCCAGAGUUGCGUCAUAUAUUUCCAACAAAUAAUUCUUCACUAAUCAAGGAUACUAAUGAACGAUACAUGAAGACACAUUCGAAUAAAUACUCAAACCAAUUGAUAUCAAGCUGUAUAAAUUCCGAAAAACUCCUUUGUAUACAACCAAACUCCAUUAUGAAUGGUUCACCUCAUGUUUUCAUUUCAGAAAAACUUUUCGAAUUUUCAAAUAGUAUAGCUGUACAAUGUCUUAUUUCAGCAUUCAGGGAAAUUUACAUCCAAAGAAUGUCUUAUCAUUUGAAUCAAAACCCUUCAAUGAAUGCAACUCCUGACUUUAUCAUCAGCAACAAUAAUCAAGAUCCAUCGGAAUUAAAUCGAUACAAUCAUUCGAACAUACGACCUCCAGGUUUAAUAUUAGAUUGUGGGCUAGAAGAAUAUUCCUCCAACUACUAUGCAGAUCCACAACUACGUAUUUUAAUCCAAUGGAUAUCAGCUACACUAGUUUAUAAUUCUCCUUGUUCUAAAUUGAGUUAUUUAGAUAGUAAAAUAAAUUCAUUUCCGGAUAAUAAGAAUAAUGAUAAUAGUGAUUUAAACAAAGAAUUCAAAGAUGAAAUUUCCAUGGAACACUCGUGUUCACCUUUGGUUUGUUGUACAAAUGGCAAUUCAAAAUUAAAAGACCUUCAAACAAUUGUUUCAUUGGUAUACAAAGCUUCAUGGACUGCUAAAGAUUUAUUUUGUGCUAUAUUGGAUUAUUUUCAUUAUAGAUCUGAUCAUUUAAAACAUUCAAAUCAUAAUAAUAAUAAUAGUUUUAUCCAAUCACAAAAGAAUAAUCAUGGUACUUAUUAUUCAACUUGUCUCAAUUUUCAACCUAUAUCAGUAUCACAAGAAAAAUCCAAGAGAACCGUUUUAUCUUUAUUUGAUUAUCUCAUUCAACAGUUUCACAAUGUUCAAUAA
This is a messenger RNA of Schistosoma spindalis, 2331 nucleotides long. The record is from the annotation of a GenBank genome assembly. Lineage: Eukaryota; Metazoa; Platyhelminthes; Trematoda; Strigeidida; Schistosomatidae.